Messenger RNA from Periophthalmus magnuspinnatus, 2925 nucleotides. RefSeq names its product kinase suppressor of ras 2 (gene ksr2). The transcript has 21 exons. The record is from RefSeq and is a predicted model, not a curated record. Gene Ontology annotation, biological process: protein phosphorylation. Lineage: Eukaryota; Metazoa; Chordata; Actinopteri; Gobiiformes; Gobiidae. Gene Ontology annotation, molecular function: ATP binding; protein kinase activity. The coding region runs from base 1 to 2886 and encodes 961 amino acids.
AUGAACGAGGAGAUGACCAAGAGCGAGGAGCAGCGUGUCAGUUUGCAGAAAGCCCUGCAGCAGUGCGAGUUGGUGCAGAACAUGAUCGACAUCAGCAUCUCCAGUUUGGAGGGUUUACGGACCAAAUGUGCCACAUCCAACGACUUGACACAAAAAGAGAUGCGCACGCUGGAGGGGAAGUUGGUGAAGUACUUCAGUCGACAGUUGUCCUGUAAGUGUAAAGUGGCCUUAGAGGAGCGCAGUGCGGAGCUGGAGGACUUCCCCCGACUCGGACACUGGUUCCGCAUCGUCAACCUGAGGAAGGAGGUGAUCGAGGAGAUGAGGCCAGGCGAGGUCACUCUGGAGGCCCUGCUGGACAUGAGCGAGGACCAGGUGUGUGAGCGACUGCAGAAGUUUGGGGCAAAUGAAGAAGAGUGUGCUCGACUCAACGCGUCACUGUCCUGCCUCCGAAAGGCUCAGCAGCUCGAACAACUUGAGGAGGAUAAAUUGCACAAUAACGGAGGACACCAGCCCAAACAGGAUUGGUCCAUCCAGUGGCCGACCUCCGACACGGGCAAAGAGAACACGCCGGUGUGCCAGCCCGAGGCCAGUCAGUGGAUCCGCUUCCAGCUUUCCCAAAGUCCCAAAGUCCAGUCCAAGUACGGCCAGACGCACACGUGCCACAGCCCCCAGGCCGCGCCCCCUCCGCUGUACGCCGACCGCCUCACCGUGGACAGCCCCACGCUGGGCCUGCCCUCUCUGGACUCGGGACACCGCUCCCUGCCCCCCUCCCCUCGCCAGAGACACUUUGGCCACACCCCUCCAAGGACUCCGCUGGUGGUCAACACCAUGACCCCCCCCGGCACCCCCCCGCUACGGAGACGCAACAAACUGAAAGCUCCGGGAACGCCUCCUCCGCCCAGCCGCAAACUCAUCCACCUGUUGCCCGGAUUCACCGCCCUGCACCGCAGCAAGUCCCACGAGUUUCAGCUCGGCAACCGCCUGGAGGACACGCACACGCCAAAAGCCAAGAAGAAGACCAAGCCCUUGAACCUUAAGAUCCACAGCAGCGUGGGCAGCUGUGAGAACCUGCCGACGCAGCGCUCCCCCAUCCACAGCGAGCGCUCUCUGCGAUCCUUCUUCUUCCCCUCCUUCAUCCCCUCCACCCCUCCUGUGCACGCCGAAACCCCCUCUGCAAAUACGCUCUCAGUGCCUCGCUGGUCCCCACAAAUUCCUCGAAGAGAUCUGGGAAACUCCAUCAAACACAGGUUUUCUACAAAGUACUGGAUGUCGCAGACCUGCAUCGUGUGUGGGAAGGGAAUGCUGUUUGGACUGAAAUGUAAAAACUGCAAGCUGAAGUGCCACAACAAAUGCACCAAAGAAGCUCCGCCUUGUCAUUUACUCAUCAUCCAGCGAGGAGGACGAGACUCUCUCAAAGAUCACCAAGGAAUAACUCAAGUAGCUCGCUUGGUACGAACCGAAUCUGUACCAUGUGACAUCAACAACCCUCUCAGGUACACGGACCUGCACAUCAGCCAGACCCUCCCCAAAACCAACAAAAUCAACAAGGACCACAUCGCCGUCCCGUACCAGCCCGACUCCAGCAGUAACCCUUCAUCCACCACCUCGUCCACGCCUUCGUCGCCGGCCCCGCCCCUUCCCAGCAGUGCCACGCCCCCCUCGCCCCUGCACCCCUCGCCGCAGUCCGCACGCCAGCAGAAGCAGUUCAACCUGACGGCCUCCAGUUAUUUUAAAUACAAGCAGCAGUUCAUUUUUCCAGACGUGACGCCUCCAGAAGCCCCGCCCAGCAGAGCCCCACAGGUCAUCCUCCACCCCGUCCUGUCCGAACCAGGGCACGAGGGAAACCCUUUACUUCAGAUCGAGGUGGAGCCCACGUCAGAUAACGAGGAGGGGAACGACGAAGACUCAGGGGACGAGUUUGAGGAGAUGAACUUGUCUCUUCUGUCGGCGCGUAACUUUCCGCGUAAAGCGAGUCAGACCAGCAUCUUCCUGCAGGAGUGGGACAUCCCGUUUGAGCAGCUCGAAAUCGGAGAAAUGAUCGGAAAGGGGCGGUUCGGCAAAGUUUUCCACGGACGCUGGCACGGGGAGGUCGCCAUCAGACUCAUCGAUAUCGAGCGCGACAACGAAGACCAGCUGAAGGCGUUCAAGCGCGAGGUGAUGGCGUAUCGCAACACCCGGCACGAGAACGUGGUGCUGUUUAUGGGAGCCUGCAUGAGCCCGCCCCACUUGGCCAUCAUCACGAGUUUGUGCAAAGGCCGGACGCUGUACUCGGUGGUGCGGGACGCUAAGGUGAUGCUGGACGUGAACAAAACCCGACAGAUCGCACAGGAGAUGGUGAAGGGAAUGGGCUACCUCCACGCCAAAGGGAUCCUCCACAAAGACAUGAAAUCCAAGAAUGUGUUUUAUGACAACGGUAAAGUCGUCAUUACAGAUUUCGGACUCUUCACCAUAUCAGGAGUCCUGCAGGCGGGCAGUCGGAGGGAGGACAAACUGCGCAUCCCAAACGGCUGGCUCUGUCACCUGGCUCCUGAAAUCAUCCAGCAGCUUUCUCCCGACACCGAGGAGGACAAGCUCCCGUUCUCCAAACAGUCCGACGUCUUUGCUUUUGGCACGAUCUGGUACGAGCUACACGCGAGAGAGUGGCCUUACAAAAGUCAGCCCGCCGAGGUCAUCAUCUGGCAGAUCGGCACCGGAGUGAAGCCGAACCUCGCCCAGACGGGGAUGGGGAAGGAGAUUCUGGACAUCUUGCUGCUGUGCUGGGCGUUCAAACCCGAGGAGAGGCCCAGCUUUUCCAAACUGGUGGAUUUACUGGAAAAGCUGCCAAAACGAAACCGCCGCCUUUCGCACCCGGGGCACUUCUGGAAGUCAGCUGAGUAUGUCAAAUGAGUUUAGGACACAAAACUGCAAAACAAUCAACAAGUACAU